Molecule: messenger RNA, 748 nt
Organism: Cherax quadricarinatus
Lineage: Eukaryota; Metazoa; Arthropoda; Malacostraca; Decapoda; Parastacidae
Source: RefSeq, a predicted model, not a curated record
ACCACACUAGUAAAUGAUCUGACCCGUAACAUUUAUAUGGAGAUGCAGCAGCUGGAGACGUCGCCAGAAGUGGGCGGGGCCCACUUGUAUAUCCAGCUUAACUGGUCUCCAGUGGUCUUUGUCAUGAGGAUUCUGCGGCAGAGAUUAAUGUCUUAUAAGACAGUAAAUGUCUUGUGCACACGGAGUGUUUACCGCGAAGUCAGUUGUACAAGACUACCGUCAGGAAGGUUAAAGUCAUUGUUGUGGGCAGCUGCUGUGGUCAAGACAGUCUUGUGGGCAGCUACUGCUGUGUGGUCAAGACAGUCUUGUGGGCAGCUACUGCUGUGGUCAAGACAGUCUUGUGGGCAGCUACUGCUGUGUGGUCAAGACAGUCUUGUGGGCAGCUACUGCUGUGUGGUCAAGACAGUCUUGUGGGCAGCUACUGCUGUGUGGUCAAGACAGUCUUGUGGGCAGCUACUGCUGUGGUCAAGACAGUCUUGUGGGCAGCUACUGCUGUGUGGUCAAGACAGUCUUGUGGGCAGCUACUGCUGUGUGGUCAAGACAGUCUUGUGGGCAGCUGCAAAUCUUCAGAGACCACAACCAACAGCAACACCCCUAAAACGUCUGCAAAGAUACAAGUUGAUGGAGCUGGAAGAGCUGGAGGUGUUGAUGGAGUGAUGGCUGGCAGAGGAGUGACUAGUGGCGCCACAAUUCUUGACCUCCAUGACUAAAUGGCGCCACUGGAGGAAGUGGGUGAUGACGUCAGUGG